This is a messenger RNA of Pipistrellus kuhlii (Kuhl's pipistrelle), 600 nucleotides long. RefSeq names its product cilia and flagella associated protein 126 (gene CFAP126). Gene Ontology annotation, cellular component: ciliary basal body. The coding region runs from base 1 to 600 and encodes 199 amino acids. Lineage: Eukaryota; Metazoa; Chordata; Mammalia; Chiroptera; Vespertilionidae. The transcript has 5 exons. The record is from RefSeq and is a predicted model, not a curated record. Gene Ontology annotation, biological process: cilium organization.
AUGGCCACUAACUACAGUGCCAACCAGUACGAAAAAGCAUUCUCAGCCAAGUACCUGCAGAACUGGUGUCUUGCCAAGCCAACAAAGGAGCCCUCCCUCAAGCCCCAAUACUCCCUCCGCUUCGCCAGCGCUUCUCUGCCUUUCCCCCAGAGCAUUCCUUCCCACGAAGGCUACACUCAGAUAAUCGCCAACGACCGUGGCCAUCUGCUGCCUUCAGUGCCCCGCUCCAAGGCAAGUCCUUGGGGUUCCUUCAUGGGCACCUGGCAGAUGCCUCUGAAGAUACCCCCUGCUCGGGUGACCCUGACGUCCCGCACAGCUGCUGGUGCUGCCUCCCUCACCAAGUGGAUCCAGAAAAAUCCUGACUUACUCAAGGCCUCCAACGGGCUUCGUCCAGAAAUCUUGGGCAAGCCCCAGGAGCCAGCCAGUCAGAAGAAACCCCGGCACUCUGUCCAGCAAGCACCAAGUCCAACCAUCAUCCCAGGCUCCCCAGCCACAAACAGCUCCCCAGCCCAGCCCCGAAGUGCACACCCCUCCGCAGGUCACACCCCGGGUCCCCUCAGCCCCGCCAGCGCUCCCAAGUGCCCUCCUGGAAGCCCAUGA